ACCGAAUGGAGCGAAGUCGCCAAUGGCUAUAAACAAACCGGUCUGGCACCGUAACAAUGGGCCAGAAACGGAAGACCCCAUCUCCGGAUCCAAAGACUAGUCGUUUGAAAACACUGAAAAGGAUUGCCAGGUCCAGAUCCCCAGGCAGGAAGAGGAUCAAACUCAGUCCCAAGAAGAAACGUCCUGUCACCCCUUCCAAAACAAAAACAAAGUUAAAUAGGGGCCUGAAGAAGCACAAGACACACAGAAAACUGUUUCAAGGAUUCAAAUGUCAAGUUACAGCAAGUACCCCGGAGCACAGUGAGUCAGAGAACCAGGUGCUCUUCAGCCUGCCGUCACCCCCCUUCCAGUCUGAGGAGGACACAGAGCCAGGCCUGGUUAUCACUCUCGAUGAGGAGCAGCAGCGUAAGAUCCAGAAGCCACAGAGGAGGAAGAAUGGGAGGAGAGCAAAAGCCAAAGCAGCCUGCACAGAUACUGAGGAGGAGGAGAAGGUGGGAGGGGAGCGGAAGGAGGAGGAGGAGGUGCAAGGUGCCCCAGAUGGAGGAGAGGACGGGGAGGAGCAGUCGGACGGGGACUGUGGCAAGCUGGACAGAGACCUGGAGCGCAAGUCACGCCAACACAACUUAACCGCCGUCAACGUCCGAGACAUUCUCCACGAAGUCAUCACGAAUGAGCAUGUUGUUGCAAUGAUGAAAGCAACCAUCAUAGAAACACAAGACAUGCCCCUCUUUGAGCCCCAGAUGACCAGGUCGAGGCUGAAGGAAGUUGUUGAGAAAGGAGAGGGAAUUCCUAAAUCUAAUGGAGUGAAGCCUCCACAGUUUGUGGACAUCCCCCUGGAGGAAGAGGAAGACACCUCUGAUGAAGAGUACUGUCCCGAUGAAGACGAGGAGGACGAGACUGGUGAAGACACGUUCCAGGAGAGUGAUGUGGACAGCACCGCCUCCUCCCCCAGGGUCAGCCGGGUGGGGCGUUCUAGAACCCCAGUGGAACACUCCGAGGGGGAGAGCCAGAGCCCCCGACCGAAGUUGAAGGCGUGCAGGCACCUGCGUGUGGCCGUGGUCCCCAUGGGCCCCCCUCCUCCCCCCCAGGCCUGCAGCUCCCCACGCCCCCCGGGGCCUCCGGGGGCCCCCGACUGCUCCUUCAUGGAGAAGCUGCACGCCGUGGACGAAGAGCUGGCCUCCAGCCCCAUCUGCAUGGGGCCCUAUCAGGCCCUGAGUGGGGGCGGCGGGGCGGAGUGUGGUGGGGGCGGCGGCGGCGGGGGCGGAGACAACAGCCUGAUGGCGUGCCGCACGCGCUCCAAGCGGACGCUGCGGAACAUCCCCCUGGGCACCCUGGAGGCGGAGCUACACGCGCCGGACAUCACGCCCGACAUGUACGACUACGGCUCCGCCCUCCUGGAGGAUCGAGACUGGAGCGACUGGCUACGCGGCCUCAUGGAUAACGUAGACAACGAAGAGGAGGGUGAUGAUGAGGAUGACCCGGAGUACAACUUCCUAGAUGACCUGCGGGAGCCCGACCGGGAGGACUACCGCACAGACCGCGGCGUCCGCAUCACCAAGAGAGAGGUGAAUGAGCUGAUGGACGAGCUGUUUGAAACGUUCCAGGACGAGCUGGAGUGUGGAGAGCAGGACGGCGAAGGGCGUGAGGAUGAGGAGAGGGACGAAGAGCUGCCUCCUCCCACCACGUCCAACUUCAACGUCCCCCAGGCCAUAAGGUUCGAGGAGCCUCUGGCCAAGAUGUUGACGGCGUGUCGUCGCUCCGUGCUGGGACCUCAGGAGUCCUCGCCGCAUGGCAGAGGAGAGUCCUCCCAGCAGCCCCACAGGGUAUCCCAGAAUGCACCGGGGCCACAGGUGCUGCUCCUCCCCCCGCCCUGCACGCUGCUGCUCUCCACGUCCCAGAAGCAGCGGCUACAGCAGCAGGUCCAGCAGCACGUGCAGCUGUUGACCCAGGUCCACCUGCUGGGUACCGCCGUGGAGAGCCUGAAACCAGACGCCGCCACCGCCAAACUAUACCUGUCGGAGCUCCAGUCGUUUGCGGAGCGUGGGGAGCAGCUGAGGUCAGGUGUGCAGCCCGGCUUCGUGAGCUCCUUCAGGGCCUGCAACCUGCAGCCCUCCCUGGAGCUGCUGGAGGAGCUGAGCAAGACCCCCUCCAUAUACGCACCACCCGCCAAACCACUACGCCCGCACCACGCGCUCCCCCCUCAGCUGGCCUGGCUGAUGGCCACCAGACCGGUCUUCAUGUACCCAGAGCUGCUGCCCCACGUCAGCCUUGAACCCUCCAAGCCUCCACCCCGACACGUCGUCUUCUCCAAGACAGAGGACAACCUGCUGGUCUUGGGCCUGAAGCACUUCAGAGACACAGAGCUUCCUGACCACCUGCUGUGCCGCUACCUGCUCCGAAACAAGACGCGGCACAACGUACGCACUCACAUCCAGGACGUGUGCGCCCCGCAUGCAGCCCCCAAUGUCGUCAAGGAUUACUUCCAGCAUUACGCGGUGCCUGCUCUGUCUGCCCUCUGUGCUCCUGUGAUGCCUGGAGAAGAGCGCCCCCCGGUGGAGAGAGACGAGACUCUCCUUCCACACUGGCUGAAGAGAAGUUUACCACACAUCCACAGGGCCGUCCUGGAGUACAACAAGCUUCUGAAACCAGGCGGCCCAGGAAAGACCAACAACAACAUAUCCCCUCCGUACGUCUUCCCCAAGGGCGUACGCUACCCUCCCGCCAUGCCAGAGAACCUCACCCUGCGCAUGAACUCCGGGGGUUCCAAGUCCAAGUCGAAACCACUCCACGGCUUCUCCAGUUCCUCCCUGGCUCCACUGGCUAAAGCCCCUACCCACGUCCUCAGCACGCCGCCCACCCUGGGCGUGUCUCAAGGCGUGAUCCUAUUGGCCAGUGCCCCUUGCACUCCUCUUCAAAGGGCCAACGUGCCCUUGGCUCCGGCUGUGUUGACUCCGGCCCACGGGGCGGUCCCGGUGAACAUCCAGAGACCUGCCACCAGCUUACAGCCCUUAACGCAACUGCCCAUAGCUCAGGCGUCUGUUCAUGGGCUCACCACCACCACCACGCAGGCCAAAGCAACGCCUGUCUGCUUCCCAUCAUCAUCAACAGGCUUACUCCAGAUCCCCACCACAGGCCCCACGCUGGGCACUCCCAUCUUCCACCAAAGUGUUCUGACCACAUGCGUGCCGCCGUUAUUUACUCAAAAUCAAAAAUGGACCACCAAACUGAUCGAAAAAGACAAUCCUGUAAUAAAGCAGGCGUUUCAGCCUCGUAAGCUGCACGCCAUCCAGCCGGCGCCCCUGAAGCCGGCGCCUCAGAUGCCCCAGCUGCUGUCCAUCCAGACGGAGCAGGGCGUGAGGCUGCUGAGCGUCAAGAGCCUGGACGCCGAGGCCAUACCACUCACGGGGCAGGAGAGGGUCAGUGGAGGAGGCCUGGACACCAUUCACGGCCCCUCCUCUUCCUCCUCUUCUUCCUCCCCCUCAUCGUCUUCCUCUUCCUCCUCCUCCGCCUCCUCCUCCUGUGCCGUACCCAUGUCAACAGCCUCGUCCUCCCAAGAUCCCGUGUCUGCAGUCCGCCCCAGUGUGAGCAACAACGAGGUGGUGGUAGCUCAGACAACCACGUCGUCUUCCAUACCGACGAACACCGAAGCCACCACCCCCUGUAAUCAACCACAAGACAUCGCAGCUGCGCUGCUGCCGAUCCUCUCUACGUUAGAUCCUUCCCAAAUCGCGCUGCCGCCUACGUCUCCGAGCGGUAGCGUCAGCAGCGCACAGUCUGGACAGGUGCUCUUCUCCCACAAUCCUUCGUCUCCUCUUGAGGCGGCCACCGGUGGGAAGGUGAGUCCGGAUAUCGAGCGCGAGCGGAGCAGGUACAGAACUGAGGGGGAGGGAGCAGCAGCUUCGUCCUUGUGGAGUUCUCCGCCGGUUGCCAAUAGUCCACAAGGGGGCGCUGAAGGGGCGAGAGACGAGACCGAGACUGCAUCCUCGUGCAGUCCUCCUGUUGCCAGUACGCCACAGGGGCGCACCGUUUCCCAGAAUACUCGAUGCCCUAUCAGCCAGCCUAUUGCAACCAAUCAGCCAGCUUUCCAAACCAACGCUGCGGUACUAGCUUCAAGCAUUAGCACACUUUCUCAGCCUAACCCUAACCCUAACCCUAAUCCUAAUCCUAACUCCAUAAGCAGGGUGCCACCUCAACAACAGCUGGUUUUAGUGAAGACCACUUCACCCGGUGCCCCUCCUCAGCUCCUGCUGCUCCCUCAGACCUACCUGCUGACAAAUGGACCAACCACCACUGGACCCACCGGACAUCAUGGCAUCACGCCCUUGACCAAAGAAGUCCUAAAGACAUCCGACUCAUCAUCGUCAUCAUCAUCAUCAUCAUCAUCAUCAUCAAAGACAGUUGACCCUAAAACUAAUGGUAACCAUCGACCUGAGAACUCUGCUGCUCGGUCUAAUGGUGACCAUCGACUUGAGAACUCUGCUGCUCGGUCGACCAACAACUCAUCCUCCUCCUCAUCCUCUCCACUGCACACCACUCUGCAGGAGGUCCGCGAGGGGAUGGUGCGGCUCAUCGAGGGCAUCAAGGACUGGAGUGAAGAACAAGAUGAUGAAGACGACGACAGACAAGAAAGGACAGAAGACGGCAAUGAAGAUGAUGGGUGGGGAGGAGAUGAGGAAGAGGAAGAGGAAGAUGGGGGCUUGGAAGAUCAUCACCUGACGCUCUCUGACUCUGAGUCUGAGUCUUCGUCGAGCCCAGCCUCUAGCUUGGACAGUCAUGAUGACGACAACGACGACAACGUUUUGGAAAGGACGAGGGAGAGUGAGGAUGAGGAUGAGGACGGAGAGGAGUCGUCUGACUCACCCAUGUCAGAGGAGGACAGAGAGGAGGAAGGACACAGGCGUCCAGAGGUGCUCACUUUAACCUUGGGAACAGGGGAUAAUAAGAAUAGUAAUAAGACUUCAGAAGAGACCAACGGGAACGGAGGAGCAAGAGAAAAUGGAGACGGAGGUGAAGAAAGGAAUGGCCAAGGCGGCGAAGGAGGAGGGGGAGCCGGGGAAGAAGAGAAGGAUGGAAACGAAGGCCAGGAGCAAAACGGAGGGAAGAGAGGAGAAGAAGGAGAAGAAGGAGGAGAGCAGAGUGGUGCUGGUGGUGGAGGGGGUGAUAAAGGUGGAGAAGGUGGUGAUGGAGACGGAGAGAAGGAUGGAGACGGAGGGAAGGACGGAGAGGAAGAGGAAGAGGAGGACUUUGAUGACCUCACUCAGGACGAGGACGAGGAGGAAGUGAUGUCAUCCGCCUCUGAGGAAUCCGUCCUGUCCGUUCCCGAACUUCAGGAAACGAUGGAGAAGCUGACCUGGCUUGCGUCGGAGAGAAGACUCUGCGGAGACGGCGACUCGGAGGAGGACAACUCCCCCGCCUCGCCCGUCUCCCAGGAGGAGAACUCCGAGGAGGAGGAGGAGGGAGGCGGGAAAGGGGAGGAGAUGGAGAUGGAGAUGGAGCUGGAGAUGGAGCUCGGGGAGGGAGGUGCCAGUAAACUACCAGAAGGAGAUGUUCCACAGGAGGAGGACGACCCACCGCGGGCCAGCGGGAGAGGAGGCGCAGGACGGGGCAGAGGGCGUGGGCGUCCUCCUCCGCGGAGCCUGAAGAGAAGCCGUCGGCAGGAGAGGAGCAGCAAGGACACGGGCAAACUACUGCUGCUCUACGACGACCGUAUCCUUGACAACGACCCCUUGAGGGAGAGCAAGGACUUCGCCUUCGCCCAGGCCUACCUCAACAGGGUGCGAGAGACGUUGCAGGACUCUCCGGGUAAGGUGGAGGAGUUCCUGAGCCUGCUGUAUGAGUUUGAGCGCAGCAUGAAGGCGGGCGACAACACCAGCAGCAGUGCUGUGGAGCUCUUCUCCCAGGUCAAACCCCUGCUGAGGGACCAGCCAGACCUCCUCAAGGACUUCGCAGCCUUCCUGCUGCCCGAGCAGGCCCUGGAGUGUGGACUGUUUAAGGAGCAGCAGGCGUUUGAGCGGAGCAGGCGUUUCCUGAGGCAGCUGGAGAUCAGCUUUGGUGAGAAUCCUUCGCACUACCAGAAGAUCGUGCGCGCCCUGCAAAGCGGACCCGGCCUCAGCCCUGCAGGCGUAGAAGAGCUGAAACAGCAGAUGGCGACGCUGCUGAAGGGCCACACCCACCUGCAGGGGGAGUUCUGCUUGUUCUUCGAGGAGCUGCGUCCUCCGGCAGCGCGGCCGGGCCAGUUCGAGGAGGCCAGCUGGCCAGAAGACGACGCAGGGGGAGGAGGAGGAGAGGGCACGGGAGCCGGAGCAGGGGCCGGGGGAGGAGGAGGAGGAGGAGCCAGCGCAGGGUUCGAGGAAGUGACGCUCUCCGACCUGGAGGAGGAGGAUGAGGUGCACAAGAUCCGACCAAUGGCGGCACGCAGCAGGAGGAGGAAAGAACUGGCCAGGCAUCGCAAUUACAAGGCUUGUGAUUGGCCAGAAAAAGACUGCUCCUGUUCCUGUCACGACGCAGCUCAAGACACGAAACUCCGGAAACAUCGAAGGAAGGCGUGUUCUCAUUGCCAUAGCAACAAGGCCUCAGACGUGUCCAAGGUGAAGAGUCCAGAUCCGUCCGACGCCACCGUCACCAGUCCCACAGCGGGCACGCCCUCCGACAGGGGCGGCGAGGAAGCGGAGGAGGGCAAAGAUGUCGACGUGGACGCAGACGCAGACGCAGACGCAGACGCAGACGCAGACGCAGAUGCAGACGCAGACGCAGACGCAGAUGCGGAUAUGAAGGAGGAACCAGAAAGUGGAGCAAGCAGCCCACGUCACGAUCAAGGUUGCCAGGUGUGGGAUGGCAGUGAGGGUGACCCACUUCCCAUCACUGAGGGCAGGGAGGAGGAGGAGGAUGAGGAAGAGGAGGAUGAAGAAGAAGAGGAGGAGGAUGAGGAGGAGCAGGAGUGGAGGGAAGGAGAAGCAGAGCAGGGCCUCACACCCAGGAAGCGCAUGAGGACAGAGGAGAGGACGGAGGAAAAGAUAGAGGAGCGGACGGAGGAAAAGACGGAGGAGGGGGCGGAGGACAAGACAGAGGAGGAGACGGAGGAUAAGACAGAGGAGAGGGCGGAGGACAAGACAGAGGAGAGGGCGGAGGAGGGGACGGAGGAGGGGACGGAGGAUAAGACGGAGGAAAAGAUAGACGAGAGGACGGAGGAGGGGACGGAGGACAAGUGUCCCACCCCGUCACCUCUAGACCAGGACCCAGCCACGCCUCAGCCGCGGCCCAGCCCCAACUCAGCCGACAACCCCGUCUGUGCCAAAAACAUCUCGCUCACGCCCAGCGGGGAGAAGGUCAUCCUGUGGACCAGGGAAGCGGACCGGGUGAUCCUCACCACGUGCCAACAGCAGGGGGCGAGCCAGAGCACCUUCCAGGCCAUCUCAGAGGAGCUGGGGAACAAGACGCCCAGCGAGGUGUCCCAGAGGUUCCGAGCCCUGAUGCGUCUGUUCCACACGUCUGCCUCCCAGGCCAGCUCUGAGGACGAGGCCAGCAACACGGAGCACCUGUCAGCCACCGACGAGGAGCAGGACUGACCAGAGAGCACACUGGCGCCCAGACUACUGGAGUCUCUACCAGUAGGGGCUAGAUGGUUUAGUGGCAUGUGGCAGAGAGCACACUGGCAUCCAGAAUCCAUAUUCUACUGCUACUCCUCUACAGCACCAAGGACACUGACAUUACAGACUACUACCAGAGAUUCUUUAAGUAUAUAGAGAUAUGCCAAUGUAAUAGGUUGCUAUGGUCACCUAACAUGACCAGGUUCCGGUCUGCCUAAAGGGGCGUGUCAUAAUACUCCUAGCAUUGAAUAGAACAGUCCUUAGGUCUGCCUAGGUCUGCCUAAAGGGGGAUUUCCCCCCCUCCCCCUUGCAAUAAUAGAACCCGGAAACAAUGGGCCAAUGGAACCUCUCUCUCUCUACUCUCUCUGCUACUACUGCAUGCCUAGUGAAGGGAAGUAGAGUUGCCCAGACUCUGGAAGUUCUGUGCUGGAGACCUGCAGGAGACGUACUGUCAGCGGCGGGACUUCGGGAUUCCCUACCAGUAGGGUUAGAUGAUUUAGUGGCAUGGCAAAGGAAAGGAAAGAUAUGUUGUAGGUUGGUGGACACACAUUAUUCACUGACUGGUUAGGGUUAGGAAUGGGGUUGGUCUUGGCACAGUUCGACAUGUUUAAAGGAUGAUUGAAACACGUUGUUCACUGACCG
Messenger RNA from Engraulis encrasicolus (European anchovy), 8228 nucleotides. RefSeq names its product gon-4 like b (gene gon4lb). Bases 57 to 7565 code for a protein of 2502 amino acids. Gene Ontology annotation, molecular function: transcription coregulator activity. Gene Ontology annotation, cellular component: nucleus. Lineage: Eukaryota; Metazoa; Chordata; Actinopteri; Clupeiformes; Engraulidae. Gene Ontology annotation, biological process: regulation of DNA-templated transcription. The transcript has 31 exons. The record is from RefSeq and is a predicted model, not a curated record.